Molecule: messenger RNA, 2280 nt
Organism: Astrephomene gubernaculifera
Lineage: Eukaryota; Viridiplantae; Chlorophyta; Chlorophyceae; Chlamydomonadales; Astrephomenaceae
Source: the annotation of a GenBank genome assembly
AGCAAUAUUGCAGCGCAUAAAAACCUUGCGCACGCAUUACAUUGCGACCGCAGCGCGGACGCGUUACAUCAUAGGAAACUAUAACGUGGAUGUGAUUUCAUUAGCAUCCCACCAUGCUUAUUUGCAUUGCAGAUAGAUAAUUGGCUUAAUCUUCAACCUGCGUAUGCCUUAAUUUCUAUGAAGCUCCAGUAUGGGAAGGCCGUCGUCGUUCGUAACUGCAAUACUCCUAUUUGCUUGCGGCGGUCUGGUUUGUGGACGUCAGCCAAAACACCUUGGCACGAUAUAUCAUGAUGUUCGACGCAGCUUGCUGUCAGACUCACAUGGGCAAACUCCGGAAGCCGAGGAACCGCUGCCGGAGCUCCCAGCUGGCUAUAUCUACCCCGUAUUGGCCUGGGGUCCUAACAACCAGGUUGCCGGUCUGAAGGAGGCGCUGGUGCUGGGACAGCUGCUGAAGCGUACUGUCAUUGUGCACGACAUCCUGAACCACUACGACGACAAGGCCAGCCUCAACCACCUGACGGAGCAGCCCGACUCCAUGGACUUUGAACUGAUUUUCAACCUCUCGCGCCUCUCCCGCCACCGCUCCGUGGUGACACAGGCCGAGCUGCGAGCGCGCGGGGAGUGGGACGGGCGGCUGCAAGCGGUGGCACACUUUGGGGACAUGUUCAUGUCGCAGAUCAAGAACGCGCACGCGCUCAAUGUGUCUGACGAAGGAGCUGUGUACUUGGACCUUGAAGCCCUCGACUGCACCCCGCGGGAGUUGGCAAAACUAGCAAGAACCCUGAAGCCGUACAAGUAUGUCGGUUUCAUAUUGUAUGAAAACGUCGUACGGAGCUCCGGUCACGGCGUCAAGCUCACCCCAUCGGGGAACCUCUGCCAUGACGAUUACCUCCGGCUGUCUGCGCAGCUCACCAAGAGCGAGACGCUGGUGCGGCUGGCCACUGAGUUCCGGCGGGAGAAGGGGCUGGGAGCGGCGGCAGCCGGCGGGGGUGGUGUUGAUGCAGACGAUGAUGGCAGCCGCGAAGACGGAGGCGGCGACGACGUGGGAGACGGCGACCAAGACGUUCCUGGUAAUAACAAUGAUGUUGAUUACGAUUACGAUAGCAGUGCCGAUGACGACGACGAUGGCGAAAGCAAUGAAGACGGCGAGGGCGAAAGCAAGAGCCCAAGCCAGGGCGAACGAUACCUGGCGGUGCACAUCCGGCCCUACCCCGAUACAUGUUUAUACGCUUGGCGACGAGAGGAGUACGACAUGGAUCUCGCAGCCCGCGUGUGCAAGAACAAGAAACUACACAAGGUCUUCGUUCCUCAGACGCUGCAUGCCAUCAAAACGUACAAGCUUUCAACGCGGGUCUUCGUAAUGUCGUAUCCGGAUCUCAGACCUCGAAUCAGUGAGAUGUACGGCAAGAAGGGGCUCGAAGCCGUAUUCUACGAUGAGAGCGAUCUAGAAAAAGCGGUGGGAUUCAAGAGCAUAUCGCUGCUGGGUAUGGUGGAGGAGGAGAUAUCGUUCGAGGCUGACGUGUUCAUCGGCACGUCGUACAGCAGCAUGACGGGAAUCAUCAUGCAGGUACGAGGGAGCUCGACUGCAUUGGAGCGUGUGGCCCGGGGCAAGCCUCGGAGCAAGACCCUGACGUUCACUAAGACCACAUGAGAGCUGUGAAGCUGUGUAAGGAGGGAGGGAGGGAGUUGGCGAUCAACCGAUUGCCACUCCAAUAGCGACAGAGCCCGAUAGGAAGCAAACCCAUUCAUCUAGCAGCCGGACACAGGGAGGGAAACGGGAGGUGUCGGUAAUAAGAUUCAGGGCUUGCAAUGAACGCAGAAGCCGUUGUUGGUUAAGUAAACUGAGCCGCAGUAGUGUGGUUGUGGAAACAAAAUUGCAGCUUUGAAACCCAAGGGGCCAGCGGAGCCCUGACGGCUGCCGCUGUGGCACGACCCGGGGCCAGCAAUGCAGCUUAUUGUGACAAAUUAGUAUUGAAAGAAGAAGAGAGUGCAGGAGGCUUGAGUAUUGGCUUGAAACUGUCGUGGCUAUUAUUUGCCGUUGUUUAUAGCGUACAUGCCGGCUUUGCGUGUUCUGAGGGUCAGGUCCCAAGCCGGGCGGCAUUGCGAUUGCGAGCUUGUGUACCUAUGUCAGGCGCAGGGAGAGUCCGGAGAGAGCUGUGUGGAGUGCGGAGUGCGAGCGUGCUGAGUGUUGGAAUUGCAACCCAGCUGUGAUGUUGCAAGUCAUGUUGCUUAAGUUGUCGUUGCUGUUGUAGCAGACAGCAGACUGCUUGUGCAGGAGCU